AUGGUAGAAGACGAUACACCAGAGGAGGAGGGCGAGGACGAGGAGGAAGGGGAGACCAAGCUCAUAAGGACGCGCAAGGUGAGGCUGCUACCGAAGAAGCAUCAGAAGCGGAUCCUCAAUGACUGGAGGCAUGCAGCUCGGUAUAGCUACAAUAAAGCGGUGUUCUUGAUGAACGAGACUGCAAGCUACAACAAGAUGUACCUUCGCGAUCUCAUCACCCCAGUCGAAGUCAAUUCCCAUGCGUCGUUCCUUCUGAAGACUCCCAAGAAUGUCAGGGCAGCUGCAGUAUUUGAAGCUGCCAAGAAUGCAAAGGCUUGCUUCACGAAUCUGAAACAGGGGAACAUCACUCAUUUCCGCAUGGGUUUCAGAGCCAGGAAGAAGGAGGACAGGCGAGGAUGGUGUUUGGGUGUCGACAAGAAGGCCAUCAAGGUGAGAGGUAAGCGCACUCUGAUCAUCUAUGGGACCUACUGCCCUUGGGAGUUCGAGACAGUCGGGACCAUAGGUGAGAUCAACAAGGAUUGCAAGAUCCAGUUCGAUGGAGCGCGGUACUAUCUUAUCAUACCAUAUCAGAAGCCUACCCCGGAAGCAAUUGGACAAGGUGAGCGUUCCUUAAUUAAUGAGGUGAAGGAGUCCGUGAUCUCGCUCGACCCUGGUAUUCGGACCUUCCAGACCGCAUACAGUCCUAGCGAGGUCUUCAAGCUUGGAGAUGGCUGUGCAACUCGUCUCUUCUCACUGGCCAUCCAACUGGACAGGCUGAUCUCGUUUGAGAAGAGGAUCAUCAAGAAGCACAGACGGAAGAGGAGAGCAGUGAGACUAAGGAUCCUCAAGGUAAGAAAGAAAUUGGCACACCUCAGAGACGAACUCCAUUACAAGACAGCCGAUUUCUUGACAAGGAAGGCCAAGGUGAUCCUGCUUCCCGAGUUCAAGACCAGCGAGAUGGUCAAGCGGGUCGGCAGGCGGAUUGGAAGCAAGACCGUGCGUCAGAUGUCAUUUCUAUCCCACUACAAAUUUAUGCAGCGGCUGAAAGCCAAAGCCGCUGUCCGAGGCGCCAUAGUACUAAUCGUAUCUGAGCACUACACAAGCAAGACCUGUGGAAGUGCCAAGUCCGGCAGAGUCCUCAAAGGGACCGUGCUCCCUGACGGCUACAGCUACAUCAAAAUUGACAGGAAGUUGGUCAAGAGGUCCCGCUUCAACCUGUCGCUCUCCCUCGGCCGCGACAUCGGGGAGGCGAUGGAGUGCGACCACAUCCUCCCGAUCGAGAAGGGUGGUGGUGACGACUGGGCCAACCUCCAGGAGCUCACGAGGCCGGAUCACAAUCGCAAGACGGCCGCGGAUAACCCUGACUCGGGCAAGAAGUGCGGGAUCACCCUCGGAACUCCCAUCAUCGCGCGCCAUGCACACACCGGAGACGAGACCCGGUUCGAUUCGGUGAAUGCAGCCGUCAAAGCGCUCGGAAUCAAUCACGGACUCGUCGAAAGGUCUCUGAAGGGAGAGACGAUCAGGCGCGACUACGGUUUUUCAUAUACACCAGAGCACCUGGCCGAGCAGGCCGACCUUCCUGGCGAGAGGUGGCUGGAGGCCGUCAGCAGCUGGGGCCUGCUUCCAAAGACCCAGGCGAGCGACCGCGCAUCUCCGGACCACAUCAACGGAGACAAAGCGGACAACCGCGUCGAGAACCUGCGCUGGGCCACUCCGACGGAACAAGGCAGGAAUAAGACGACCAAUCGUAGCGUCAUCCAGCUGGAUCCGAUCACCGGAGAGCAAUUGGCCGUAUUUGGCACCAUAGCGGAGGCAGCAGAGAUCGUCGGGAUCUCUGCGUGCAACAUCGGCAGUGUAGCAGGAGGCCACGGGCUCUUUGCAGCCGGUUGGGGGUGGCAAUACGCAGACGAGAGUAGCGAGUCGUAG
Molecule: messenger RNA, 1905 nt
Organism: Klebsormidium nitens
Lineage: Eukaryota; Viridiplantae; Streptophyta; Klebsormidiophyceae; Klebsormidiales; Klebsormidiaceae
Source: the annotation of a GenBank genome assembly